Pseudoliparis swirei is the source of this 5100-nucleotide messenger RNA. RefSeq names its product calpastatin (gene cast). The record is from RefSeq and is a predicted model, not a curated record. Lineage: Eukaryota; Metazoa; Chordata; Actinopteri; Perciformes; Liparidae. Bases 81 to 4079 code for a protein of 1332 amino acids. Gene Ontology annotation, molecular function: calcium-dependent cysteine-type endopeptidase inhibitor activity. Gene Ontology annotation, cellular component: cytoplasm. The transcript has 44 exons.
AGUGAAGGCAGCGAACACUAGACACACACACACACACACUCACUCGCUCUCACACACACUCCGAGGCGCUUUCAGCCGACAUGGGCCAGCUACUGACCUGGAUCCGAGGCCCCCGGGACGGCCAGGCCCUGCAGGACGUGUCCGUGGAGCAGCAGUCGCAGCCGAGCCGGGACACACCCAAACCGGCAGCUCAGGUCUCCGGCGUGAAACUUGCAGCGUUCGAGAAGGCGGCGCCAGGAUCCGGCCUGAAGCCUCGGGUGGUCACCGCCACGUCGAGCCCGGUCGCGGCGGCGGGAAGCACUGCGGUUGGGAUGGCGGGAAAAGCCAAACCGGAGACCACCGCUCCACCGGCGAGCGCGACCGUUAUUGACAUGUUGUCAGCCGGGGCGACCUUUGUUGAGAUGGGGUCAUCUGGGCCGAGGGGCGGUCCCAAAGAGACGAAGAGCGCCGCCGCCACCACGACCGUCAGAGCCGAUGUGCACAAGGUCGCCCCCGCGGUCGAGGCUGCGGGCGCGUCCGUGCGCGGGAAGAAGGAGGCCGCACCAACCAAGGUGCAGGUGGAGGUUCCUCCCGCCGCAGCCAGAGGAGCCCCGGAGGUGGACCCGUUCGACGCCCUCGCCAGCAUCCUGCCGUCGGCCGACAGCAUCGCGCCCCGGCAGCCCGUGUACACGGGGCCAGAGGUCACAGAGCUUAACGUCACCUCUGAGAAAGGCCACAAGACCGGCGAGCUGGACAUCACGCUGCCACCGGGCUACAGAUUUGAAGACAUGUCUCCAGUUCCUGCAGAUUACAAACCCACGGACCUCCCGAAACCGAUGAGCUCCGGCGAGGCCCUGGAUUCUCUUUCAGAUGCGUUCAUGACGUCAUCAUCUCCAGCUGCAUCCCAGAGGCCAGAGAAACCAAUGAGCUCCGGCGACGCCCUGGAUUCUCUUUCAGAUGCGUUCAUGACGUCAUCAUCUCCGACUAAACCCCAGAAGCCAGAGAAACCAAUGAGCUCCGGCGACGCCCUGGAUUCUCUUUCAGAUGCGUUCAUGACGUCAUCAUCUCCGACUAAACCCCAGAAGCCAGAGAAGAAGGAUUCCUUCGCCGGCGUCAGCGCCUCGUCGGCCGGCCCCGCCAACUUCGCCCCGCCCCCCGUGAAGACCGCGAGGCCUCCAGCGGAUAAGAAAGCCAAGAUGGAGGCGGCCGCGUGUGAUUUCUCCCUGAUGUCCGCCAUGGAUGCCAAAGUGGACACCAAGCCCGAGACCGGCGAGGGCGACGCCAUGUCUCUGGACGCUCUCAGCGCGCUCUGUGACACGCUGCCGGAGGACACGCCCAGACCAGAACUCCCCGAGCUCAGACCCGAGGACGUGGUGUCGGAGGACAAACACACGAAGGAGAAAGGAGUGUUGGUGGGAGAGAGGGAGGACUCCAUCCCUCCAGAAUACAGGUCCAAAGAGGAGGAACUCAAGAAGCUGCCUGCUCCAGAACCCGAGCCCACCAUGUGUCCCGGUGAAGCUCUGGACAUCUUGUCCGGAGGCUUCGUGACGUCUUCCUCGGCUCCGGCCGCCUCCCCCUCCGCUCCUCCUGCUCAGACCAAAAUAGAGGAUUUGAAGGCGCUGGAUCUACUGGAAGACGUUGUGGCUCCAACUAAAGUGUCUGGAGUUCAGGCACCGGCCCCCCCCCCUGCCAAGAAGACCCCACAGAGCACGGUGUGUCCACCGGGGGCGCCGCGAGUGAAGCCCGAGCCCGACAAGCCCACCAUGGGUACCGGGGAGGCUCUGGGCCUCUUGUCCAGUGACCUCAUGACCCCUUCAGUGGCGCCUGCUGUCCAGGCUCCUCCUGUAAAGAAAGCCCCCGUGGCCGUGUGCCCCCCCGCCGGUAAGAAAGCCAAGGUGACCAAAAAGGAAGAUGACUUCUCUCUGGAGGCCGGCCUGGACAUCCCGACCAUCACGAAAGUGGAGCCCGCUCUAUCCUCGUGUCUCGCCUCUCCGGUCCAAACGGGGAAAGCCGCCGCGGGAAAGGACGCCGCUGACGGCCGGCGGGAGCCGGAGAAGGGCGACGCCAUGUCUCUGGACGCUCUCAGCGCGCUCUGUGACACGCUGCCGGAGGACACGCCCAGACCAGAACUCCCCGAGCUCAGACCCGAGGACGUGGUGUCGGAGGACAAACACACGAAGGAGAAAGGAGUGUUGGUGGGAGAGAGGGAGGACUCCAUCGCUCCAGAAUACAGGUCCAAAGAGGAGGAACUCAAGAAGCUGCCUGCUCAAAAACCCGAGCCCACCAUGGGUACCGGGGAGGCUCUGGGCCUCUUGUCCAGUGACCUCAUGACCCCUUCAGUGGCGCCUGCUGUCCAGGCUCCUCCUGUAAAGAAAGCCCCCGUGGCCGUGUGCCCCCCCGCCGGUAAGAAAGCCAAGGUGACCAAAAAGGAAGAUGACUUCUCUCUGGAGGCCGGCCUGGACUUCCCGACCGUCACGAAAGUGGAGCCCGCUCUAUCCUCGUGUCUCGCCUCUCCGGUCCAAACGGGGAAAGCCGCCGCGGGAAAGGACGCCGCUGACGGCCGGCGGGAGCCGGAGCAGGGCGACGCCAUGUCUCUGGACGCUCUCAGCGCGCUCUGUGACACGCUGCCGGAGGACACGCCCAGACCAGAACUCCCCGAGCUCAGACCCGAGGACGUGGUGUCGGAGGACAAACACACGAAGGAGAAAGGAGUGUUGGUGGGAGAGAGGGAGGACUCCAUCGCUCCAGAAUACAGGUCCAAAGAGGAGGAACUCAAGAAGCUGCCUGCUCCAGAACCCGAGCCCACCAUGGGUACCGGGGAGGCUCUGGGCCUCUUGUCCAGUGACCUCAUGACCCCUUCAGUGGCGCCUGCUGUCCAGGCUCCUCCUGUAAAGAAAGCCCCCGUGGCCGUGUGCCCCCGCCGUAAGAAAGCCAAGGUGACCAAAAAGGAAGAUGACUUCUCUCUGGAGGCCGGCCUGGACUUCCCGACCGUCACGAAAGUGGAGCCCGCUCUAUCCUCGUGUCUCGCCUCUCCGGUCCAAACGGGGAAAGCCGCCACGGGAAAGGACGCCGCUGACGGCCGCCGGGAGCCGGAGCAGGGCGACGCCAUGUCUCUGGACGCUCUCAGCGCGCUCUGUGACACGCUGCCGGAGGACACGCCCAGACCAGAACUCCCCGAGCUCAGACCCGAGGACGUGGUGUCGGAGGACAAACACACGAAGGAGAAAGGAGUGUUGGUGGGAGAGAGGGAGGACUCCAUCCCUCCAGAAUACAGGUCCAAAGAGGAGGAACUCAAGAAGCUGCCUGCUCAAAAACCCGAGCCCACCAUGUGUCCCGGUGAAGCUCUGGACAUCUUGUCCGGAGGCUUCGUGACGUCUUCCUCGGCUCCGGCCGCCUCCCCCUCCGCUCCUCCUGCUCAGCCUUCUACAAACUUCGUUCUGAACGCCUUGGCUCCGGACUUUGUUUGUUCCUCCAAAGCGUCGACGGUGAAGUCCUCCGUUAACGUUCCCUCACAAUGUUCCCCGGAGCUUUCAGCCAGCGGCGCCCUGGACGCUCUGGACCUCCUGUCGGACACCUUGAACGACAUCAGCCCCGCCCCCCAGCCCGCCCCGCCCGCCGCCAAGGACAUGGUCAAGGAGAAGAAGGCCGUAGAGGAGCGGCUCAUUAAAAUGGGCGAGAGAGACGACUCGCUGCCGGCCGAGUAUCGACCCACCGAGGAGGACCUGAAGAAAAUGGCCGAAGCGAAGGCCGAAGCAGCCGCGGCGCCCAAGGAGAAGUCGAUGGACGAUAAAACCGCCCUCGACCUGCUGUCCAGUGACUUCGGUGCUGCACCCGCCGCUGCACCUGCCGCCACGAAGCUGCAGCCUCCCGUGCUGGACUCCGAGCCCCUGAAGCCCAUGGCGGGCGCCGUUCUGGAGACGCUGUCCGGCACUUUGCUCCCGGACCACAUGGAGCUCAAGACCGACAAACCAAAGGCCAAGAGCAAGUCCAAGUCUAAAAAACCACAGGCGGAGGAGCCGCCCGCCACCGAGCAGUUCCCCGCCGCCCCACGGAGCGCCGACGUCGUGCCAAAGUCGACAAAGAAGGGGGGGCGGAGCUAGACCCUCUGGGUCGUCCUGGGAGCGGCUUCCUGGAUCGUCACUCUAUUUUUCUAAAUCAUCAAGAAUGUAUAGUUGAUCAACAAAAAAGACAAGACCUAGAUAUAUAUAGACACAUAACGCUUGCUCACACACACACACACACACACACACACACGGUGCCUUUUCUGCUCGGUUUCACAUGUAGUUUACGGAUGAAAAGGUUUCGGUUGACGUCUUUGGAGAAUUUUUAUUUUUUUUAAAGACUUUUAAAACGAGGUGGAGAAUGAAAGUGUGAGUGAAGAGGGGGUCGGAGGGCGGGGCUGUGAAGAAAGAGCAGUUUAGGUGAACGCGGUUGUGUGGUAACCGUGGUAACCGCCAGCUUUCAGCACAAAGUGAGCGUGCAGCAGCGGGAUGUUCGUGCAAUCUCGACGAAAGCCAAGUUUUCUCUCCCGAUGCGGUCGACGCCGGCGCGCCGCUCAGUUCGAGCAUCUUGUGGACGACGUGUAGUUUGCAUAAUUAAAUGCGCGUUGGAUUUUGCAGCAGGUGUUCUGCUUUCAUAAAAUUCUGCGUCUUGAGAUUCUUUUUGGCGAACGUCUUUCUCUUCCAGUCACGAUCCGUUGGCGCCCGAAAAGAACUCACUUUGUUUGUAUGCUGGAUAAAAAAAGAAAGAAAAGAUGUUGUUUUGCUCUACAUGAGACGACACUGUCAUUUUACAGAUGGCUUUCUGCAAAAGUCAAAAAAAAUCUAUAUAUACUGUCGCCAAGUUUUUUUUUUGUGGGUGUGAGUCAAAAGAUCUGAGAAGUAUUUUAAAUGUGGGAAUGCUGAUUUAAAUAAAGAACUGAACAUUUGAACGGUGUGUGGUUGCGCUACGACGUCGUGGCCGGUUUCUACAAUCGGUGCCGGUGUUAUUCACAAAAGCUGCCUUAAUUUGUGCAACAAAAAAAAGAUGGAUGAAUGCAGUGAAUUAAUAAACGUUGUUUUUCAAGAGGUGUGAGGGAAGUGUGUAAAUUGUGUGAGUUUAUUAAAUUGAACGGGAACAUAA